Clupea harengus (Atlantic herring) is the source of this 1828-nucleotide messenger RNA. It is a transcript of the gene inha, whose product is annotated as inhibin subunit alpha. The record is from RefSeq and is a predicted model, not a curated record. Gene Ontology annotation, cellular component: extracellular region. Lineage: Eukaryota; Metazoa; Chordata; Actinopteri; Clupeiformes; Clupeidae. Gene Ontology annotation, molecular function: growth factor activity; cytokine activity.
UAUGUCUCUCCAUAGGUCUCUGGGCAGAAACCCAAACGUGCGUCACACCAUGAGUGGGGAGUGAAAGUGGCUGGACAAGGUUAGACUGGUCAGACAACACUAGGAGGGGAUCGGAGGCAAGAUCCUGUGAGAGGACCCAUCUCUGGAGAUACCACAUUAAUGUCCUCAGGAGCUCAUCUGGGUAGAGAGUAGGGAAGGUGCGCCUUUGGGAUAAUGUGAAUGGCAAUCACGGGCUGAACUAGCGCAAGAAAACGAUUGGUGAAGGUGACAUCAAUAAACAGGAGAACUUUUCGAAUGUAUAGACGUUUUCUGCAUGACAUUUGAAUGUUUCACGUCGGCAAUUUUGUAGCUCUUAGUCUGUAAAUACUCAACACUGAAGACUGGAUUGUGCCUAAUAUUGGAAUUUUGGAAUUAUACAGAGAGGCCAACUGAAUAUAUCUGUAGAUACCAAAAGAAUGUGCCUUAAGUUCUGAUCUAGUAAGGACUUUGUGAUAUACAACUGAGUGACAGCACAGCCUUCAUCAACUGGUGAUACUGUCUCAAUAAGGUAGCCGGACAUACUGUUGAUACAAAGUCAUGUGGACCAGCAGAACCCUCUUCAGAACUCUUCUCCCCGUCAUGUGCCUCCUGGCUCUUUGGACAUCGCUGGAGUCUGAAGCAUGCCAAGGAGACGAACUCCCACGAGAACUGGUGUUGGACUGGAUGAAGAAGCGGAUCUUGGAGGAUUUAGGGCUAAUGGAGGCACCUAAGCCGGCAGAAAAGCGACCCCUAGUGGAGAAUGCGGAUACUGCAUCCACCCACCGGCGGAACUCUCGGCGUGGUCGGGGAGACUUCGUGGCACACAGGAGGGAGCAUAAAGACAUUUUAGAGGUCAUUGUGUUCCCCAGAUCUGAUUCCACUUGUAUGGAUACACCAGACGCUCCCUCCUCCUCUGAAACCGCGGACAACGGCGUCUUCACUUACUACUACGAGCCCUCUCUGGAUGACAAGGAGACAGUUACCUCAGCCCAGUUCUGGUUCUACGCGGGAGAAGCCGUAAACGCUCCAGUUUACAUGCUCACCAGCAGGCAGGAGCUUCUGAAGGUUUCCGACACUCCGGACAAGCGCAGCGAAGACGGUUGGACUAUUUACCAUCUGGAGAAAGACCUUCACCAAGCUUUAGCGGAGGGCCCUUUCAUCCUGCAGGUGCGCUGCUCUGAGUGUGUGUGUUUAAGCUCCGAGCCAGACAAGACUCCCUUCGUGCACCUUCGCACGGUCACUAGACACCCGGAGCGCUCCCGCCGUGCGCCUCUCAUCCCGUGGUCUCCCACCGCUCUGAACUUACUCCAGCGGACCUCUUCGGACAAGACAGACCCUAGCAGCGACUGCCACCUCCAGAAAAUUGACAUCUCAUUCGCGGAGUUGGGCUGGGACAACUGGAUCGUGCACCCCAAAGAGUUCACCUUCAACUACUGCCACGGCACAUGUGCCAACUCCCAGCACACCCUGGUGCUAGGAAUCAAGCAGUGCUGCGCCCCGGUGCCUGGCACCAUGAAGUCCCUGCGUUUCACCACCACUUCAGACGGAGGCUUCUCCUUCAAGUACGAGACGCUGCCGAACAUCGUACCCGAGGAGUGCACCUGUAUUUGAUCAGCCGCAUUCAUUCACAUUGACAUUUAAUGUUACUUUACCAUUCCUUGUUCAGUAGUCAAGCCAUAUUUUGAUUCAUCAUUAAUAUCCCUAAAAUAUGGAAUUAUUGUAAGAUAAUCACAUCACAAUGAAACUGCAGCUGACAUAUACCUGUUGAUUGAAGCGUGUCUCACUUCAUUAAAGAUUCUUUAGACCAAAA